Molecule: messenger RNA, 2913 nt
Organism: Paralichthys olivaceus (Japanese flounder)
Lineage: Eukaryota; Metazoa; Chordata; Actinopteri; Pleuronectiformes; Paralichthyidae
Gene: trim25l
Product: tripartite motif containing 25, like
Molecular function (GO): zinc ion binding; protein binding
Source: RefSeq, a predicted model, not a curated record
GAUCUUUCUCCUCCACUGUUGUGCUUUAGACAUUACUCUACUCUACGAACUAAAACUUUGCAUUCUCUCAGUUUCUUCCUUUUAUUUUGCUUGACAUCAUCACCAUGAGUGGUAAACUGUGGACAGAGGAGCAGUUCAACUGCCCUGUGUGUCUGGACCUCCCCAACGAUCCAGUCACCAUCCCCUGUGGGCACAGCUACUGCAUGGCCUGCAUCAAGGAUUACUGGAGCAAGGACGACCCCAAGGGGAUCUACAGCUGCCCCCAGUGUCGCAAGACCUUCAGCCCCAAGCCCACCCUGUCCAGGAACACCAUGCUGGCAGAAGCUGUAGAGCAGCUUCGGAAGGGGGCCAACAAAUCUGAUGUGCGUGAUUCUAUUCGUAGCGGCCGCAGGGCUUCCUCCUCCUCAUCCAAACCCAAAGCGAAGCUCUCCGCAGCAGCAGUGACCUGUGACAUGUGCAAGGGUGACCGACGAGCAGCUGUCAAGAGCUGCCUGGUGUGCAUGAGCUCCUACUGCGAAUCCCACCUGAAGCCCCACCAGACCAAGAAGGCCCUGAAGCAGCAUGAGCUCAUCGCACCCACGGGUAAUCUGGCCGAGAAGAUCUGCACGCAGCACAAGUACCUGCAGGAGUUCUUCUGUCGCCAGUGCAAGAUCUUCAUCUGCUGGCUCUGCACCAGCGACAUACACAAGGGCCACGAGUGUGUGUCCACCAAGGCCGAGCGAUUGGAGAAACAGAAACUGAUCUCCGAGCUGCAGGUGGGGAAUCAGCAGAGACUAAAAGACAGAGAGCAGGAGCUCAAAGACAUGAAGAAGAUGAUGGAGGGGAUGAAGCACUCCUCAAACAGGGUACAUGACGACACGGAGCAGAUGCUGUCAGAGCUGCAACGCUCCGUGGAGCGUCUGCAGGAGCUCCUGGACGAGGUGCUGGACCAGGCCAGUGUGGAGAAGAUGGGACAGGCCCAGGAGGUGGCGGACAGUCUGGAGGUUGAGAUCAGGGAGCUGAAGAGGAGGGACGUGGAGAUGAAGGACCUGGGGCGCUGCGAAGACCACAUUCACUACCUGCAGAUGUACGAGUCUAUGAUCAGUCCCUUGGAGUCGGGGGACCUUCCCACUGUGGUGGUCAAUCCAGACGCUACCUUUGAGCCUGUACGAGAUGCCAUCCUGGACCUCAGGGAGCGAGUGGAGGACCUGUGCAACCAGGAGCUGAGCAAGAUCACCAAACAAGUUAAUGACACAACACUGUUCACUUUGAGAGACGCCAAUCAGAGCACAGGAGCCAAAGCCGGGAUAUUAAAAUUGUUUUCUGGUUUGGGAUCCCGCAACACAAACAGCCGUUCGCCAGCUUCCUCAUCCAGCAUCUCAGUUGGAGGUCGGAGUACAGACAGAAGAGGACUUGGUUUAGGCUUCCAGAGUCAGGAUGUGAGGAGCAGAAAUACACCACGAGACAUAGGAAACACAAACUCCCCCAGACAGAGGAGAGAGGAACAAGAGACAGUGAGGGAGACCAACACCAGACCCAGCCCGGCUCCCAGCCGCAGAGAGUCCCAGUCCCUCGGGAGCAGGUUCAGUCAGAACCAGGCACCCAGUCCGACUCCCAGCCGCAGAGAGUCCCAGUCCCUCUGGAGCAGGUCCAGUCAGAACCAGGUUGCUCCUGCUGCGUCUCCGACCCCGACUCCAGCUCCAGCUCCUGCAUCAACUGGAGGGUUCAGUCGAAUGGCGUCGAUCAGCAGCCUCUUCCGCUCCCAUCGGCGGGGCAUCAACCAGGCCACCCCGGCUACCUCAGCAAUGCCUGCCAACAACCCAGGAGGAAACCCAUGGGGGAUGGAUGCUUUGUCCGAAACACCAACAGAAAUUAACCCUGGUCUCUUCUUGGACACACCCACCCCUGACACCAUGAAUCACGCUCCUGUUUUCCCUGCAUUGAGAGAAAUCAGCCUCGAAAGCAUCCAGGCCCCAGAGCCAAGAUCCAGAGAGGAGUUCUUGCAGUUCUCUGUGAACUUGACCCUUGACCCCAACACAGCCCACCGACGACUGGCUCUCUCCGAGGGCAACACCAAAGCCAUCCUGCAGAGUGCGACUCAGCCCUACCCCGAUACACCACAGCGUUUUGACGGCUGGACCCAGGUGAUGUGCCAGAGCCCACUGAACGCCCAGCACUGUUACUGGGAGGUGGAGUGGAGAGGCCGCGGCUCCUCUGUGGGCGUGGCUUACGGAUCCUUGAACAGGAAGGGCUCAGAUGCCAGAUCUGGCCUUGGGUACAAUGCACAGUCCUGGACCCUGGAGCUCUCAGACACCUGCUGCUCAGCCAUGCACGACAAUGAGAAGAGGGACAUACCGGUCACCUACUCCCCCCGUCUUGGCAUCUACCUGGACCUGUCCAUGGGUACGUUGGCUUUUUACAGUGUGGCAGAGAGCAUGACACACCUUCACACCUUCCGCACCAACUUCACGCAGCCACUGUAUGCUGUCUUCGGGGUGGGGAGCGGAGUCGGGGUGGGUCUGGACUUUGCCCUCGGCAAGUUUACCUCAAGCAGUGACAGCAUUAAGAUCUGUCCCAUGUGAAAAUGCAAUCUUUUUGCAUAUUUGAAAUGCACUUAGUCAACAAAGUGUGGAGGUAGCUGGGAGAGCACCUUCACCUGGACCUGGAGGAUCAAUCAGCGCAGAUGAGUCUCUGACUGAUCCUCCAAAGAUUAUGUUUUGCACAAAAAAACAAACCAUGAUUGGUGAUCCCAGUCUGUCAACCCAUGAAAUAUCUAACUAUUCAAUGGAUAUUUUUUAAUGUAUUAUUUUUUCUUUUUUAUGUUGGAAUUAUUGUUAUUAUUUGAAUAAUAUUAGGUACUUUGAAAAUCCUGUAUAACCAUGAUCCAAACCCUGGGGUAUUUAAGUUUGGCAAAGGGCUGUGUGGGCCUGUGUC